Molecule: messenger RNA, 1626 nt
Organism: Homalodisca vitripennis (glassy-winged sharpshooter)
Lineage: Eukaryota; Metazoa; Arthropoda; Insecta; Hemiptera; Cicadellidae
Gene: Nmt
Product: glycylpeptide N-tetradecanoyltransferase 2
Exons: 9
Coding region: 1-1245 (414 amino acids)
Biological process (GO): N-terminal peptidyl-glycine N-myristoylation
Cellular component (GO): cytoplasm
Molecular function (GO): glycylpeptide N-tetradecanoyltransferase activity
Source: RefSeq, a predicted model, not a curated record
AUGAAACUAAAUCUUUUUCAGGAUAUUCGUAAGGCCAUGGAGAUGUUGUCACUGCAGCAGAAGCCAGCAAAGACCACAGAAGAGGCUCUGCAGAAACAGUACCAAUUCUGGAGCACUCAGCCAGUGCCAAAGAUGGAUGAGAAGAUCACGGUGAAUGAGCCGAUUGAGCCUGAGAAGUCCCUAGCAGAGAUAAGACAGGAACCAUACUCUCUGCAGGAAGGCUUUCAGUGGGAUACUCUGAAUCUGGAUGACCCCCUGGUGCUCAAGGAGCUUUACACACUGCUCAACGAGAACUACGUCGAGGAUGAUGACUCCAUGUUCCGCUUCGACUACCCACCUCAGUUUUUGAAAUGGGCAUUACAACCACCAGGGUGGCUGAAGGACUGGCAUUGUGGCGUGAGAGUCACCAAGAAUGGCCGUCUGGUGGGGUUCAUCAGUGCAGUUCCUGCCACACUCAGCAUUUACAACCAAACGCAGAAAAUGGUAGAGAUAAACUUCCUGUGCGUACAUAAAAAGCUGCGCAGUAAAAGAGUGGCACCAGUGCUGAUUCGGGAGAUAACGCGAAGAGUGAAUCAGACCGGUAUCUUUCAGGCAGUGUACACAGCCGGAGUGGUACUACCAAAACCUCUCGGCACUUGCAGGUAUUGGCAUCGUUCGCUGAACCCCAAGAAGCUGAUAGAGGUGAAGUUCUCUCACCUUUCUCGCAACAUGACCAUGCAGAGAACAUUGAAGCUGUACAAGCUGCCAGAUAACACUCGGACACCAGGUUUCCGCAAGCUCACCGCAGACGACGUGCCCAAGGCUCACAAACUGCUGGCUGACUACUUGUCAAGAUUUGACCUGGUGCCAUUGUUCUCUGAGGAGGAGUUUCGUCACUGGUUCCUGCCACAACCAGGCAUAGUAGACUCGUACAUCGUAGAGAACGACGGUAAUGUUACAGACAUGGUCAGUUUCUACACACUGCCGUCGACUGUUAUGCACCAUCCUGUCCAUCGGACCCUGAAGGCUGCCUAUAGUUUCUACAACGUAUCUAUGAAAACACCCUGGGUCGACUUGAUGCAAGAUGCACUCAUAUCUGCCAAAAACGCUGGCUUUGAUGUGUUCAACGCUUUAGAUCUGAUGGAGAACAAAGAAUUCCUAGAGACCCUGAAAUUUGGUAUCGGCGAUGGCAACUUGCAGUACUAUCUGUAUAAUUGGAGAUGUCCCCCUGUUGCUCCGAACAAGAUCGGACUGGUGCUGCAGUGAAUGCUCGCCGCGCUCGUUUCAGCUUGCUUCACAUCACUCGGCCGCACCCCCUCACUCACUGUUACCUGGACACUCAACUAUUCUGUAUUAGCAACUUAUUCAAUGAAAUAGUCCAGACUGUACAAUGUUGUGUGUGAUUACCGUAUUCGGGUCUCGGUGUACAUAUCCCACCCAGACAGUCUUCACCCGGUAGAGUAUACCAACUGCAAGGGCCAAAACAGUUCAAGGAUUCAAUGAAAAUUUAAGAAUUCAGAUUAAAAAUAAUCUUGUAAAAAGGGCUGCCAAGAUUUUGAAGUUAAGUUGUGAAAUCACAUAAAAAUGUAUUCAUUUAUGGAUUCUAGGUGUUGAAUUUUAAUAAAUAUUACUUUAUACUGUAAGAAA